AUGAAGAUCUGUGUGUUUUGUGGGUCGCUGGCAGGCACCAAUGCCAGCUACAUCGACACCGCCACCGAGCUUGGCGAGCAGAUGGCCAGGCGGGGCGUCGGCCUUGUUUACGGCGGCGGUAACACUGGCCUCAUGGGCGCCGUCGCCAAAGGGUGUGCGCUGAACGGAGGCGACGUCCACGGUAUCAUCCCUAAGGCGUUAGUGACUCGCGAACGCCGCGGGCUGAGCACGGAGCACGACGGCACCACCGUCGUCCCCGACGAGAACGAGUACGGGAGGACGACGUUGGUCGACGACAUGCACACACGCAAGCGGAAGAUGGGUGAGGAAAGCGACGCCUUCGUGGCGUUGCCCGGCGGCUUCGGCACCUUGGAAGAGCUCAUGGAGGUGACGACGUGGUCGCAGCUUCUGAUCCACUCGAAGCCGAUCGUGGUGCUCAACAUCAACGGGUUCUGGGACCCGUUCCUCAAAUUUAUCGAGACUACCGUCGACGCCGGGUUUGUCAGUGAAGCUAACUCCAAAAUCAUCAUCAAGGCCAAUUCUGUCGACGAGAUGUUUGAACAAUUAGAACAGUUUAAAGUUCCUUCGGGGCGGUUCAAUCUCAACUGGUCAUCUACUUAA
Messenger RNA from Diutina rugosa, 621 nucleotides. RefSeq lists its product as uncharacterized. Lineage: Eukaryota; Fungi; Ascomycota; Pichiomycetes; Serinales; Debaryomycetaceae. Gene Ontology annotation, molecular function: hydrolase activity, hydrolyzing N-glycosyl compounds. The transcript has a single exon. The record is from RefSeq and is a predicted model, not a curated record. Gene Ontology annotation, biological process: cytokinin biosynthetic process. Bases 1 to 621 code for a protein of 206 amino acids. Gene Ontology annotation, cellular component: cytosol.